AUCGUUUCGAGUCUCUUUCUCUAUAUAUAUUCAUUGGAGGGUUCUGUAAAAAAAUGGCAUCUUCUAGAUUCCAAUCUGGGUUUUGUCCUAUCUCUUCGUGUCCUUCUCUUGGGAAUUUCGUCGAAAGGAUUAAAGACGCAUGUCGUUUCACAGUCUCCGCUGUUCUAGGGACAAUUCUCUCGGCGAUCUUGACUUUCUUAUUCGCAUUAGUGGGCACAUUGCUUGGAGCACUUACUGGAGCUUUGAUAGGUCAAGAAACCGAAAGUGGGUUUAUCCGAGGAGCAGCAGUUGGAGCCAUUUCAGGAGCUGUUUUCUCUAUCGAAGUUUUCGAAUCAUCUCUUGUUCUCUGGAAAUCUAAUGAGUCACGUUUUGGAUGUCUCCUCUACUUGAUUGAUGUCAUUGUUAGUCUUAUAAGUGGUAGACUUGUGCGGGAACGAAUAGGUCCAGCGAUGCUAAGCGCGGUUCAAAGUCAGAUGGGAGCUGUGGAUACAACUUUCGAAGAGCUCUCGAGUAUUUUCGAUACCGGUGGUUCAAAGGGGUUAACAGGAGAUUUGGUUGAUAAAAUACCUAAGAUCAAAAUCACUGGCAAGAACAGCUUGGAUGCUUCUGGCAACAAAGACUCGUGUUCUGUUUGUCUUCAGGAUUUUCAACUUGGUGAAACGGUGAGAAGCUUGCCACAUUGUCAUCACAUGUUUCACUUGCCUUGCAUAGACAAUUGGCUCUUCAGGCACGGAUCUUGUCCAAUGUGUAGACGGGAUCUGUAAUCUUCUUUCUUACCAUUUUGCACAGUCUCUCCCUCUCUCUUCUUCUUCUUCUUGUAUGGUGUCGUAAUCAUGUGGUUAGUCUCUAUAUGUACAAAGAAAUGGAAACAAAAAAAAAAGUUUUGAAUUAAGUUGAUCUUAACCAAACACAUUAAAUUCAGACUUUAGAU
This is a messenger RNA of Arabidopsis arenosa, 931 nucleotides long. NCBI's taxonomy places the organism in Eukaryota, Viridiplantae, Streptophyta, Magnoliopsida, Brassicales, Brassicaceae. The record is from the annotation of a GenBank genome assembly.